Molecule: messenger RNA, 231 nt
Organism: Exophiala aquamarina CBS 119918
Lineage: Eukaryota; Fungi; Ascomycota; Eurotiomycetes; Chaetothyriales; Herpotrichiellaceae
Exons: 1
Coding region: 1-231 (76 amino acids)
Cellular component (GO): oligosaccharyltransferase complex
Source: RefSeq, a predicted model, not a curated record
AUGAUUUCCGACAACCAGCUUUAUUCCCUUGCCAUAUUUCUGGGCUCGGCAGCCAUGCUGAUGAUAGUCUUAUACCAUUUCCUGGAGGUGAACUCGCAGGACGACGAGGGGCUUUCGGGCGACCUGCAAUCCGAGAAGAGCGGUGUUGGUGCGGUGAAACCUACGGCGGCGGCGAUGUCGGGUACAACGGCCGGAGGCGGCGCUGGUUUUGUCGGGGAUGAGAAGAGAUGA